CCCCGGUGCCGCCGGCGGCCCAUGAGCCCCGGCCUCAAAGUUUGCGGCGGGCGGGCGGGCGCGGAGCCUCCAAGAUGCCGUUCCACCCGGUGACGGCGGCGUUGAUGUACCGGGGCAUCUACACCGUGCCCAACCUGCUGUCGGAGCAGCGCCCGGUGGAUAUUCCUGAGGACGAGCUAGAGGAGAUCCGAGAGGCCUUCAAGGUGUUCGACCGUGACGGCAAUGGCUUCAUCUCUAAGCAGGAGCUGGGGACGGCCAUGCGUUCCCUGGGCUACAUGCCCAAUGAAGUGGAGUUAGAGGUUAUCAUCCAGCGGCUGGAUAUGGAUGGUGAUGGCCAAGUGGACUUUGAGGAGUUUGUAACACUCCUGGGCCCCAAGCUUUCCACCUCGGGGAUCCCAGAGAAGUUCCAUGGCACUGACUUUGACACUGUCUUCUGGAAGUGUGACAUGCAGAAGCUGACAGUGGACGAGCUGAAGCGGCUUCUCUAUGACACCUUCUGCGAGCACCUGUCCAUGAAGGACAUAGAGAACAUCAUCAUGACGGAAGAGGAGAGCCACCUGGGCACCGCCGAGGAGUGUCCCGUGGACGUGGAGACCUGUUCCAAUCAGCAGAUCCGCCAGACCUGCGUGCGCAAGAGCCUGAUCUGCGCCUUCGCCAUCGCCUUCAUCAUCAGCGUCAUGCUCAUCGCGGCCAACCAGGUGCUGCGCAGUGGCAUGAAAUAGGCACCACAUGGGGGCCCACCUGGCACAUGCGGUGCCCAGGCCCACUCCACACCUACCGCUGCCUGCAGCCCUCCCCUCCCCCCCAGCUUGCUCCCUGGGCCGCCACCACCCAUGGGCACUUCAAGCCUGGACGUUGACCACCCCAACCCUCACCCCAUAGGCCUUGCAUGGAGCCAUGGCCCAGUUGUGGGGGAACUGGUGGUGGCUCGGAGAACAGCCCUAGCCCCUAUACCCUGCCUGUGCCCCCCACCUGGCCUGUAUGUAGCGUUAACUUCCCACCACCCAGGGCUCCUGGGAAAGGAGGGUCUUGCACAGGAGCCCCCAGGAUCCAGUCAGUGCUGUGAUCUUUUAGGCAGGCGAGAAACUCCUGUCUAGAGCUGGG
Messenger RNA from Acomys russatus (golden spiny mouse), 1104 nucleotides. RefSeq names its product calcium binding protein 7 (gene Cabp7). The transcript is spliced from 5 exons. Lineage: Eukaryota; Metazoa; Chordata; Mammalia; Rodentia; Muridae. The record is from RefSeq and is a predicted model, not a curated record. Gene Ontology annotation, molecular function: calcium ion binding. Bases 75 to 722 code for a protein of 215 amino acids.